AUGUCUCCGGCGGCGGCGGCGGCGGCGGCUACCCCAUCACGGUGGUGUCCGACCCCCGAGCAAGUGAUGAUUUUGGAGGAGAUUUAUAGAAAUGGGCUUAAGACUCCCAAUGCCACUCAGAUUCAGCAUAUUACUUCCCAUCUUUCUUUGUAUGGAAAGAUUGAAGGCAAGAAUGUGUUCUAUUGGUUUCAAAACCACAAGGCUAGAGACCGCCAGAAGCUGCGUAGGAAGCUUUAUAAGCAGCUUCAGCAACAUCAUUUCUUCAUUAAACGACAGCGUUUUGAUGACCACCAUUUCUUUCACUGUUUUCUUCAGCACCACCAGCGUUUCCUGCCGCCGCUACUCCCGCUUCCAACUCAUUUUCAGGGAGAGGGUGGAGAGGGGCGGACGACGGAGGUGGAGGGCGGUGGAGAUGAUGGGAUGGCGGUGGGGGAGGAGGAUGCAGAGACGACAUGUGGUAAUGGGACGCUGAGGACGUUGGAGCUGUUUCCGGUGAGGGCAGGGUGGGUGAAGGAGGAGGAAGGCGGGAGUGGGAACGGUGGCUGGGGGAAUUAG
Molecule: messenger RNA, 555 nt
Organism: Cucurbita moschata (crookneck pumpkin)
Lineage: Eukaryota; Viridiplantae; Streptophyta; Magnoliopsida; Cucurbitales; Cucurbitaceae
Product: putative WUSCHEL-related homeobox 2
Exons: 2
Coding region: 1-555 (184 amino acids)
Biological process (GO): plant organ development
Molecular function (GO): DNA-binding transcription factor activity; DNA binding
Source: RefSeq, a predicted model, not a curated record